GUACCGCGACAUUACAGACCAACGUGGUUAAUUCAGUAUUGGUUUUGUCAGUUCGCGUUCUGGUCUUCAAAUGCAGUUAAGCGUUUGCAAUCUGAUAUUUAGGAUUCUUAUCAAUAUGGAAUUAAAAUGUCUCGAUAUUUGACAAUUGUUUUGCGGCUUAAAGGGCUCUACUGAAAGCCCCAGUAUGAGGUUAUUCAAUUAUGCUUCUAAGCACAGGCUGCUGUUUAUUAGGACGUGGAAAUUUAACUGGGCUUUGGACUCCCAUUUUGCUUACCAUGAGGACAACAGAGUGAAUAACACCAGAAGAUCCAGCAAAUCUAAAUUGUCAGGAGGAAGGUACCCAGAUGAGAAAGCAUCACCAAAUAAACUUCGGAAUCCAAGACGAAUGUCAUCAGAGCUUCAGAAGCUGGCUCUGGAGGACUUGUCAGACAGGGAGAGGACUACGGAGAGGACUACAAGACUCAAACCAUCCUUUGAGUCUUUCGACCAGGAUGAAAUUGUCUUUGGCGUCGCUCCUUGUCUCCUGGCUCUCACUCAGGCUCGCCGGAAGGCCUUGAAGCUGUUUGUGAAAGAUGGUGACAUCUCGCACAGGUCAUUGCUUCUCAAGGUUUGUGAGGAAGCUCACCAGCGACGAGUUCCCAUCCAGCGGGUCAAUAAGAAAGACCUGGAUCGGAUGGUUUUAAGUCGGGUUCAUCAAGGAGUUUGUUUGCGAGCCACUCCACUGAGCUACCUGACCGAAGACUCAGGCCAGAGUUCAAAGUCCACGCCUCUCUGGCUUGUCCUGGAUGGGAUUCAAGACCCGAUGAAUCUCGGGGCCAUCUUGCGCUCUGCGUAUUUCCUCGGCGUGGACCGGGUGGCCAGCAGCGUCCGGCACAGCUGCCCUUUGACGCCGGUGGUCAGCAAGGCCAGUGCCGGCAUCAUGGAAGUGAUGGGCGUGUACGGGUACGAAGACCUGGAGGACAUGGUCAAGGUCAAGGCGGCACGAGGCUGGCAAGUGGUCGGCACAGUGGGGGCCGAGGCGCCGGAAUCUGAGCGCAUUCCCGUUAUGCCAUGUUCGGACUUUCGCUUGACCAUGCCCACGCUGCUGCUGAUUGGAGGGGAGGGUGAGGGAUUGUCCCGGAAGCUUUUGGCUUUGUGUCAGACGCUUGUUACCAUUCCAGCCGGGAGACAGCUUCUACCUGGCGUAGAGUCACUCAAUGUGUCUGUGGCCACCGGUAUCCUGUUGCACACGCUGCUUGCCUCUACCAGGUCCACAUGACGCUCCGAAGUUUGAACUGGGCCAAUGAAAUGUACAACAGGGCGGGGUGGGCAAACUUUUGUGCUCAAGGGCCGGUUCAAGUAUUCAAGCUUUACCAUUUGACUCCAGGUUCAGUUGACUAUUUUCAAUGGAGGUGCCCCUUGCGAGGGUUGUCAUUUUGCAUUUAAGUGUUAGGCUGCUUGACUUGUUUAAUAAAG
Molecule: messenger RNA, 1455 nt
Organism: Hippocampus zosterae (dwarf seahorse)
Lineage: Eukaryota; Metazoa; Chordata; Actinopteri; Syngnathiformes; Syngnathidae
Gene: mrm1
Product: mitochondrial rRNA methyltransferase 1 homolog (S. cerevisiae)
Exons: 1
Coding region: 185-1258 (357 amino acids)
Biological process (GO): rRNA methylation
Cellular component (GO): mitochondrion
Molecular function (GO): RNA methyltransferase activity; RNA binding
Source: RefSeq, a predicted model, not a curated record